Molecule: messenger RNA, 1728 nt
Organism: Neoarthrinium moseri
Lineage: Eukaryota; Fungi; Ascomycota; Sordariomycetes; Amphisphaeriales; Apiosporaceae
Exons: 2
Coding region: 1-1728 (575 amino acids)
Source: RefSeq, a predicted model, not a curated record
AUGCCGAGUGAAAAAGAAAGUCAACAUGAGCGAACCUCACUUGGAGUCUAUCCCGUCAAUACGCGCCCAGGCUCCGAAAAGUCCUUCUCACUUUGGCACACCUGGCUAGAACGCUGUAGUUCAGAGCACGCGUGUACCAUUCAUGAUCUACCUGAAUCUUCACCUCGACGGCUUCUAGAGAUAAGAAAGGCGUCAGGCAUCCCCGAGUUGAUAAGACUUGUGGAGAGCGAAAACCUACGCAGACCUUAUGUCGCGCUGUCAUAUUGUUGGGGCCCGAAAUCGCAGAAAAUACUCUUGAACGCGGCUACCCUGAACGGCCUACGGCAUGGUAAACCGCUGAUCGAAUUUGAUCCGACAAUUCGAGACGCAGUACAUACCGCCGAGCAAAUGGGCUUCUCCUAUAUCUGGAUUGAUGCUUUGUGCAUCAUGCAGGAUAGCAGCGACGACAAGGCAGAAGAAAUCGCCAGGAUGACGACGAUAUACUCAAAUGCAGCGCUGACGAUAGUGGCGUCGCGUGCCUCGUCCGUCGCCGAGGGGUUCUUGACCGAUCGAACUCCACUUGGAGCAGAGAGGCGACAUUACGUGUUCGAGAUCCCACUCUCUCGACAAGACAAAAAACAGUCAGAAGGAAGUCUGAUUCUAGUCCCACCUCUUGAAGAGCAGCUAUCGGGAGGGGUUCGAUACUACAACGAGGUACCUGAGCCUUGGGAUCUUAGAGCCUGGACACUACAGGAACGACUACUCUCCCGCCGUACCCUCAAAUUCGGGAAGCUGCAGACGAGUUGGAUUUGCCAGGACGAUGUCACAGACAAUGUGACCAAGGAGCACGUUGGCACACUCAUCAGAAGCGUUGAGUCCAGUCUUCCAAGUGAUCCCGACGCAGUAGAAAGCAUGUCUGCACUAGAGAGACGAGCAGCUUGUCUAAAAGACUGGUAUAGACUGAUCAAUAUGGCAACGGCACGUUCACUCGCCUUCAACGUUGGUCGUUUGCCAGUCGUUGCAGGGAUCGCCGAGAUAUUUGCCUCUCACUUACAAGAUGAAUAUAUGUGUGGGAAUUGGAGGUCCAACCUGCCCUUGGAGUUGCUCUGGAUGGCCGUUUCUAACCAAGGACGCUCGAGUAGUUACAUUGGACCAUCUUGGAGCUGGGCUGGCUUCAACGGAAUAGUUGGUAGCAAUUUUGUGGCCAAACUGUAUCCUGGAGCAUUAGCAGACGCGGAUAUUGCAAUUCUAGACUUCCGAGCUCAGCACACUCAUCCAGAAUCUCCGUAUGGAGCCGCCGAAUCUGGUCUGCUCAAAGUGCUUGGGUAUCUUGCUCGUGUCAACACGAAAGUGUUAUUGGAUCAGGAGUACGGGGCAAAGAAGAUCAAUUCGUGGGCUGAACCGUCAAUUUAUGACCCUGAGCACCUACCGCGAGAGUCACUCAGCCCGCUCUUCGACUACUCCGACGAGAUGUAUCCUGAUAUAGAGACGGGGGAAUUCCCCGAAUACCCUCGGCCCGUUUGUCUACUGGUCGUGGCGCAUGCUGAGCGUGACCCGGCUGGCUUAAUACUGCUGCAGGGUAAGACGACUAAUGAUCCCUACACGCGGCUGGGACUUUUCAGAGCAACCCGUAGUUAUCUGUCGCGGAGGUCAGAAGAAGAGAGUGAUCAUGGAUUUGAAAUUCGGCGAAGGACAUUGUUGAAGAGAUUUUGGGGGAAGUUGGAGCCGCAGGACUUGUGGCUCGCCUAA